CACCAAAGAUUUUCGUCUCCCAGACGAAGAAGAACAAGAAGAAGAACACCUAAAACGAUUUAUAGAGAGAGAAAGUGAGAGAGAGCGAUUUAUCUUCAACUCUUCUUCCUCACUCUGAUUCUCGAUCUGUGUGCCUUUGCUCUCGCGUUCUUUGAUUAAAAAGCUUUCAAGAUUCGCUCGCACGCUCCUCGAUCUAUCGACUCAGCUCUUCAAUUUCCCGUUGCAAUUAGGGUUUCGGAUUGGCGCGAAGAUUGAGAGGAUUGAAGUGAUUGAAGUAUGAGCAUCGAUAGCCCCGGUGAAGGAGAGAAUUAGGGUUUUCGUGGUUUUUUUUUUUGGGGGAGGGUGAAUAUUGGACUUCCAUGGGCGAUGGUGGCGUUGCAUGCGUGCCUUCGCAGCAUAUUAUGGAGCGGUUUUCGAUUUCAGAGACAUUUUGCGGAGGCAACAAUGGCAAGUUCAAAUCAAAGUCUUUCAAAGUUAUUAAGCGAAAGAUGAAGAUGAAGGUGAAAAAAGAGCAAUUUCAGAAGAAGACAGAGUGUGGGAAGGUUGAAUUGGGUCCUGGGAAAGGUAAGAGCAGUAGAGAAGUUGAGAAUGGUGAAUUUUGUAUAGAUAAGGUGCCAAAAGAGGAAAUUGAGGAAGGUGAAUUGGGUUCAUGGCCUAGAUGGCAGAAUGGGGAUAUGAUUCCUGAGAAGCCGCGGAAAUUUGAAGUGAAGAGCGAAAUUGAGAAGGGAGAGUCUCCAGCUGAUAAAUGGAGGAAAGGGGACGCAGAAAAGGGAGAGUUUGGUCCGGGGAAGUGGGGAAAGGAAUAUGUAGAUAAAGGGGAAUUUGAACUGAAGAGUGAAAUUGAGAAGGGAGAGUCUCCAACUGAGAGAUGGAGGAAAGGGGACCUAGAAAAGGGAGAGUUUGGUCCGGGGAAGUGGCGGAAGGAAUAUGCAGAUAAAGGGGAAUUCAGUUCUUGGAGGUCUCGAAGUGAUGAUGUUACAGAGAAGUUUAGGAAAGGAGAGCCUGAGAAAGCAGAAUUCGGGUCGUGGAGAGGUUCUAAAAUUGAACUGGAGAAAGGAGAGUUUAUGCCAGAAAGGUGGCAUAAAAGUGAAGUGGUGAAGGAUGAGUAUAGGUAUUCGAGAAUGCGCCGGGAUGAUUUAGCCAAAAACAAGGGAUGGAAAUGCGAACGAGAGUGGACACCUCCUUCUGCUAAGCAUGCAGAUGAGAAGGAGUUCAGCAGAAAUGGGAGCCAGCAUUUGGAAAAGUCCUCCAGGUGGGAAACUGGUCCAGAGAGAAAUCCAAGGCUGGGUUCAAAAAUUGUUGAUGAGGAAGGCUCUUUUAAGAAUGAAGUCAACAAUGGGAAGAAUCAUGGCAGAGAAUACUCAUCUGGAAACCGGUUGAAGCGGUAUGGUAAUGAUUCUGACAACGGUGGUGAUUGUAAACAUUAUGGAGAAUAUGGCGAUUAUAUAAGCUCAAAAAGCCGGAGGCUUUCUGAUGAUGGUGGCCGCUCCACAUAUUCAGAGCACUACUCACGCCGUUCUGUGGAGAAGUCUUACAGAAAUCCGUCUUCCUCUAGAAAUAUUAAUUCUGACAGGUACUCUUCUAGACAUUAUGACUCUGCUUUGUCUUCCAGAGUAUCUUAUGACAAGCAUGGUAGUAGCCCACGUCAUUCUGAGCGGUCCCCACAUCAGCGGGCCCGCUACACUGAUCACAGGGAUAGAAGUCCAGUCUAUCGGGAAAGGUCCCCAUAUGAUCGGAGUCGUCACUUUGAUCAUAGAACCCGAAGUCCUAGCUACUCAGCACGAUCCCCACAAGAUCGAGCUCGUUAUCAUGAUCGCAGGGAUCGGACCCCUAACUUCUUGGAAAGUUCCCCACUUGAUAGGAGUAGGCCCAAUAAUUACCAGGAAACAAAUCGAAAAAUUGGAGCAAGUGAAAAGCGGUUAAGUCAUUAUGGAAAUAAAGGGCAAGAAGAGAAGCUUGAUCUGAAAGAUCCUCAUGGGAGAGAUUCCCACAUAUUGGCUAAAGAAUUUCCAAACAGAAGCAGUUUGCAUAAUGGUAGUGUGUCAGUUGAGAAAACUAUUGACCAUCCGUCUCAGGAGGAAGAGCAAUCUAAAACUCAAGGAGUGAAUUCAAAAGAGUCUCCUCAGGCUAAUGGCACUACCGAGGAGCUUCCUUCAAUGGAAGAGGACAUGGAUAUAUGCGACACACCACCGCAUGUGCCAAUGGUGGCAGAUUCAACCACAGGGAAAUGGUUCUAUAUUGAUCAUUUUGGUGUGGAACGUGGGCCCUCCAAAUUGUGUGACGUGAAGGCACUUAUGGAAGAAGGCCUUCUUGUGUCUGAUCACUUGAUUAAGCACUUGGACAGUGACAGGUGGGUUACUGUUGAAAAUGCGGUUUCCCCAUUGGUGACUCUAAAUUUUCCUUCUAUUGUGUCAGACGUUAUUACGCAACUGGUAAGCCCUCCUGAGGCUUCUGGUAAUCUAUUGGCAGAUGUUGGAGAUACUGUUCAAUAUGCUAAUCAGCUAGGUGAGGAAAUGACAUCCACUUUGCCGGAGCCAGUGAUCUGCCCAGAUGAGAGUUUGUGCGGAUUUGAGACUUUAGAAGAUCUUCGUAUUGAUGAAAGAGUAGGAGCCUUGUUGGAGGGUCAUAAUGUUAUUCCUGGCCAGGAACUUGAGACAGUUGGGGAAGUGCUGAAAAUGACAUUUGAGCAUGGAGAGUGGGAGAAAUGGUGUAAUUCUGCAGGCUUACCUUGGAAUCAGUCUUGCGCUGGGGAACAACAUGAUAAAAUAUCAGGUGAUGGCUUAUCCACGUACCCUGAACUUGCAAAGAUAGAAGCUACAGUAAGUUCAACGGUUCUGUCUGAUAGGGAUUGUGCCUUUUCGUGUGCUGACUCUGGUGACUGUUUCUCUGGACGAUGGUCAUGUAAGGGUGGGGAUUGGAAGACGAAUGAUGAAGCUGUCCACGAUAGAUCCUGGAAAAAGAAGUUUGUCCUCAAUGAUGGAUACCCACUUUGCCAGAUGCCAAAGUCUGGCUAUGAAGACCCUCGAUGUUAUCAAAAAGAUGAAUUGUUCUAUCCUUCUCACAACAGAAGGCUGGACCUCCUGCCUUGGGCCUUUUCCUUGCCAGAUGAGUGGAAUGAUUGUAAUGGCGUUGGAAGAUCAAGUCAAUCAAAACCUGUUGUUGUAAGAGGAGUAAAAGGAACUAUGCUUCCUGUCAUCAGGAUAAAUGCAUGUGUGGUCAAGGACCAUGGUUCAUUUGUUUCUGAACCUCGCAUGAAAGUUAGAGGAAAGGACAGAUGCACUUCAAGGUCUGCUCAACCUCACUCUGGAAAUGGUUAUGUGAAGAGAUCAUCUGAAGAAGGUGGUUCUCAAUCUAAAAGUAUUCACGAACACGAAUCACAUGGCUCCUCCAAGAGUAUAACAUCCAUUGAUUUACCAAAAGGCCAUAUUUCCACAGUAGAUGACUUACAAUUACAUUUAGGUGGGUGGUACUACCUUGAUGGUGCUGGGCAUGAACAAGGGCCUUUGUCAUUUUCAGCGCUACAAGGCCUGGCAGAUCAAGGUAUUAUUCAGAAGAAUAGCAGUAUUUUCAGGAAAAUUGACAGAGUUUGGGUUCCAAUUACCUCUGCUGCAGAGGCUUAUGAAACUCCUAUCAAUAGCCGACAAGAGAUUAAUCAAACAUCUGGAGCUUCUCUUACAGAAUCAACAGGUGUGGCACUUGGCCAAAACACCACUGUUUCAAGUUUGUUCCACAACUUGCAUCCACAGUUCAUUGGUUUUACUCGGGGGAAGCUCCAUGAACUGGUCAUGAAAUCAUACAAGAGUCGGGAGUUUGCUGCAGCUAUAAAUGAGGUCUUAGAUCCAUGGAUCAAUGCCAAACAGCCAAAGAAGGAUAUGGAAAAAUACAUACAUAAUCCAGCUCUCUAUAAUAAAUUCCAGAAUUCAGGCAAAAGAGCCAGGCUUCUGGUUGAUGGAAGUGAAGAAGAUUAUGAAAUAGAAGAAGUACCAGCAGUUCAGGAGGAAUGCACAUUUGAUGAUUUGUGUAGUGAUGCUAUUUUUCAUGAAGAAGACAAUGUAGGUUCUGAGAUUGAGAAUGGGAGCUGGGGUUUCCUGGAUGGUCAUGUACUGGCACGAGUCUUUCAUUUCCUUCGAACUGAUGUAAAAGCCCUUGUUUUCGCUGCUGCAACUUGCAAGCACUGGAGAGCAGUGUUUAAGUUUUAUAAGGACAUCUCCAGACAGAUUGACUUGUCAUCUGUUGGCCCUAGUUGCACAGAUCCCAUGAUCUGGAAAAUCAUGAGUGGGUAUAAGAAAGAGAAGAUAACUUCAUUGGUUCUACUUGGUUGCACCAACAUCUCUACUUGCAUGCUUGAAGAAAUUAUUCAGUCAUUUCCUUCUUUAUCUUGUAUAGAUAUUAGAGGCUGCAGCCAGUUUGGUGAUUUGGUGGAUAAAUUUCUAAAUAUUAAUUGGUUGAAGAGCCGAGCUUCACAUUCAAAAAUGAGGAUUCUGAAAGACAUAAGUGAUAGAACUUCGUCAGUGUUCAAAAGUCAUAAUGUGUUGGAUACUCGCAUGGAUGAUUCCAGUGGACUGAAAGAUUAUUUUGAAAGUUUGGAUAGGAGGGACUCAGCAAAUCAGUUAUUCCGCAGAAGCUUGUACAAACGCUCAAAGCUAUUUGAUGCUAGAAGAUCGUCUUCUAUCCUAUCUAGGGAUGCCCAUUUGAGGCGUUGGGCCAUCAAAAAAUCUGAAAAUAGUUACAAGAGGAUGAAGGAAUUUCUUGCUCUGGGUCUGAAAGACAUAAUGAAAGAAAAUACCUUUGAUUUUUUUGUGCCCAAGGUUGCUGAAAUUGAGGAUAGAAUGAAGAAUGGCUAUUAUGCUGGUCAUGGCUUGGGCUCCGUGAAAGAGGAUAUAAGUCGAAUGUGCAGGGAUGCGAUCAAAGCAAAAAACCGUGGUGAUGCUGGAGACAUGAAUCGCAUAGUUACAUUAUUUAUCCAACUUGCCACGCGAUUGGAAAAUAGUUCUAAGCCUUCUUAUGAAAGAGAUGAAAUGAUGAAGAAUUGGAAAGAUGAUUCACCUGCAGGGUUUUCCCCCGCUACCUCAAAGUAUAAGAAGAAGCUCAAUAAAGUGACAGAGAGGAAAAUGAGAAGUAAUGGCACCUCCUUCAUUAGUGGUGGUUCUGAUUAUGGAGAUUAUGCAUCUGAUCGAGAAAUCAGAAGGCGUUUAUCCAGGUUGAAUAAAAAAUCUAUGGAUUCGGGAAGUGAGACAUCUGAUGAACGUGACGGAUCUUCUGAAGAAACAAAGACUGAUAGUGAAAGUACUGCAUCAGACACAGAAAGUGACUCGGAUUUCCAAUCAGAAAUUGGAAUUGGGGUGUCAAAAGGAGAUGGAUACUCAAUUGCAGAUGAUGGCUUUGAUUCUCUGACUGAUGAACGUGAAUGGGGUGCUCGAAUGACCAAAGCAAGCCUUGUUCCUCCUGUUACUAGGAAAUAUGAAGUAAUUGAUCAGUAUGUUAUUGUAGCAGAUGAGGAGGAAGUGAAACGGAAGAUGCGGGUUUCCUUACCUGAUGACUAUGCUGAAAAGCUCAGUGCUCAGAGAAAUGGCACUGAGGAGUCUGAUAUGGAGAUUCCUGAAGUUAAGGACUAUAAACCUAGAAAACAGCUUGGAGUUGAGGUGAUAGAACAAGAAGUUUAUGGCAUAGAUCCUUACACUUAUAAUCUUAUACUUGAUUCUAUGCCUGAGGGAACGGAUUGGACUCUUCAGGAUAAGCAUUUGUUUAUUGAAGAUGUUCUCCUUCGUACUCUGAAUAAGCAAGUUCGGAACUUUACAGGCACCAGCAACACUCCUAUGAUGUAUCCUUUACAGCCAGUUGUUAAGGAGAUCCUAAAAACUGCUGAGGAAGAUAUUGAUAUACGUUUUUGUGAAUGUAUCCUGAAGGCCAUUGAUAGUCGUCCUGAGGACAAUUACGUGUCUUAUAGAAAGGGGCUUGGUGUUGUUUGCAAUAAAGAAGGUGGCUUCAGCGAAGAUGAUUUUGUUGUGGAGUUUUUGGGCGAGGUUUAUCCUGCUUGGAAAUGGUUUGAGAAGCAAGAUGGGAUUCGUUCUUUGCAAAAAAAUUCUAAAGAUCCAGCGCCAGAGUUCUACAACAUUUAUCUUGAGCGGCCAAAGGGUGAUGCUGAUGGGUAUGAUUUAGUUGUUGUUGAUGCGAUGCACAAAGCAAACUACGCAAGUCGAAUUUGUCAUUCAUGUCGCCCUAAUUGUGAAGCAAAAGUUACUGCUGUUGAUGGUCAGUACCAGAUUGGAAUCUAUGCAGUACGCCCAAUUGAAUAUGGUGAAGAGAUCACAUUUGAUUAUAAUUCUGUUACGGAGAGUAAAGAAGAAUAUGAAGCAUCAGUUUGUUUAUGUGGGAGCCAAGUUUGCCGUGGGAGCUACUUGAAUCUGACGGGUGAAGGAGCCUUUCAGAAGGUGCUGAAGGAUUGGCAUGGAAUACUGGAUCGACAUCACUUGUUGCUAGGGGCUUGUGAAUUAAAUUUUGUAUCUGAAGAAGAUUAUAUUGACUUGGGUAGGGCUGGUUUGGGAAGUUGUUUACUUGGGGGAUUGCCGGGUUGGCUGAUUGCUUACUCAGCUCGUCUGGUGAGAUUUAUCAAUUUUGAACGAACUAAGCUUCCUGAGGAGAUUUUGAAGCAUAAUUUGGAAGAAAAGAGGAAAUACUUUGCAGAUAUCUCCAUUGAGGUUGAAAAAAGUGAUGCUGAGGUCCAGGCAGAGGGAGUCUACAACCAAAGGCUUCAGAAUUUGGCUCUUACUCUUGACAAGGUGAGAUAUGUCAUGAGAUGUGUUUUUGGUGACCCAAAGAAAGCUCCGCCACCUCUGGAGAGGUUGAGUCCUGAAGCAGCAGUGUCCUUUCUCUGGAAAGCGGAGGGAUCACUUGUAGACGAACUUAUUCAGUGCAUGGCACCUCAUAUGGAUGAUAGCAUGCUAAAUGACCUUAAGUCCAAGAUUCGUGCUCAUGAUCCAUCUGGUUCUGAUGACAUCCAGAAGGAGCUUCGGGGAUCUUUAAUAUGGCUGAGGGAUGAAGUACGAAAUCUUCCAUGUACAUAUAAGUGUAGGCAUGAUGCUGCUGCUGAUCUGAUUCACAUAUAUGCUCAUACAAAGUGCUUCUUUAGAGUAAAGGAAUACACGGCUGUAACUUCCCCACCUGUUUCCAUUAGUCCUCUAGACCUGGGCCCCAAGUACACUGAUAAAUUGGGGUCAGGUUUCCAGGAGUAUCGCAAGAAUUACGGUGAAAAUUAUUGUUUAGGGCAGCUGAUUUAUUGGCAUAACCAGACUAGUGCUGCUGAGCCAGAUUCUAGCCUAGCCAGAGCGAUUAGGGGUUGUCUGUCGUUACCUGACAUUGGUUCCUUCUAUGCCAAGGUCCAGAAGCCAUCUCGACAUCGUGUUUAUGGCCCAAGGACUGUAAAAUUCAUGUUGGCAAGGAUGGAAAAGCAGCCCCAGAGACCAUGGCCCAAGGACCGGAUAUGGUCCUUCAAGAAUUCGCCUAAAAUAUUUGGCAGUCCAAUGCUAGAUGCUGUUUUGCAUAAUUCUCCACUAGAGAGGGAUUUGGUACAUUGGUUGAAGCACAGACCGGCCAUUUUUCAGGCCAUGUGGGAUAGAUGAACUUUAACAGGUUAGCAGAUUAGCAAAGCAUUGUGGAAGCAGCAAUGGGUGUUUAUCAAUCCCGUUAUUCAGGAUGAUUCUUCCAUUUUAGUUAUAGUUCCCCUUUUGUGUGGGAGUGUAGGCAAUCAUUCACAGAAUCAAAAACAUUCCUUGUGCUGCUGUGUCUUCAUUCUUGUGUACAGUUUCAAUAGGUUCUCAAUAUAUUUGUUUUUUAAUUUUUUUUUCUUCUUUUUUUUUUUGUAAUUUGAAAUUCAUUAUUGGUAGUAGUGCAGUUUUUUUUUAUAUUUUUCUUUUCCCCUAAAUUUAAGGGAAAAAGGUGAAAGGAAGAAAAUAUUUCAAGAUAGCUUACCAUCUUUUCAUUAUUCUUGUCGUUUCACAGCGUUCAAACUUUCUUUUCCGGCUAUUGGAAUGUCAGCACUUCUUUCUCGUCA
Molecule: messenger RNA, 8050 nt
Organism: Camellia sinensis
Lineage: Eukaryota; Viridiplantae; Streptophyta; Magnoliopsida; Ericales; Theaceae
Product: histone-lysine N-methyltransferase ATXR3
Molecular function (GO): protein binding
Source: RefSeq, a predicted model, not a curated record